AAAAAAGAAAAGGUACGUUGUUUCGUUUUCCCCAUUUUCGCUUGCUUGUCUUCUCUCUUUGAAAUUGCCCGCCACCGAAAAUCCCUUUCCUCUUCACUUUCUCCCUCAGCAUUCAGCUCCAUUGCUUCCUACAACGGAACAUCGACUCUUUUCUCCGGUUCUGCAAUCUGAAAGGAUUUGGACUGUUGCAAUUUCGCCAUUAUGGGAGACUUGCCAAGAGUUCAGGGGAGCUGGACGGUUUGAUUUGGCUAAGAAAAGUAUUUAGAUUAAAAUUAACAGGGGUACCUACAAUGGGAGGAUAUUCCUAAUACACUUAGGGUACUUGUUGCAACUGAUUGCCAUCUGGGCUAUAUGGAGAAGGAUGAAAUAAGGCGGCAUGAUUCUUUUCAGGCAUUUGAAGAGAUAUGCUCAAUCGCUGAGCAAAAGCAGGUAGACUUCUUACUCCUUGGUGGUGACCUUUUCCAUGAAAAUAAGCCCUCAAGGUCAACAUUGGUCAAGGCCAUUGAGAUUCUCCGUCGUCAUUGUCUCAAUGAUCGACCUGUGCAGUUCCAAGUUGUUAGUGACCAGACUGUGAAUUUUGCAAAUACAUUCGGGCAUGUAAAUUAUGAAGAUCCCCACUUUAAUGUUGGGUUGCCGGUGUUCAGUAUCCAUGGAAAUCAUGAUGAUCCUGCUGGAGUGGACAACCUUUCAGCAGUUGAUAUUCUUUCAGCAUGUAAUCUUGUGAACUACUUCGGGAAAAUGGUUCUCGAGGGUUCUGGAGUUGGUCAGAUCACGCUCUAUCCUAUCCUUAUUAGAAAGGGCUCAACUGCUGUAGCUCUCUAUGGUCUUGGGAACAUUAGAGAUGAACGACUCAAUAGAAUGUUUCAGACACCACAUGCUGUGCAAUGGAUGAGACCUGAAUCUCAAGAAGGUCGUCAGCUGUCUGACUGGUUCAACAUUCUGGUACUUCAUCAGAACAGAGUGAAGACAAAUCCAAAAAAUGCUAUAAAUGAACACUUUCUUCCACGAUUCCUGGACUUCAUUGUGUGGGGACAUGAGCAUGAAUGUCUUGUUGAUCCUCAGGAAGUUCCUGGAAUGGGAUUUCACAUCACUCAACCAGGUUCUUCAGUUGCAACAUCACUAAUCGAUGGAGAAUCAAAGCCAAAGCAUGUGCUUCUUCUAGAAAUUAAGGGAAAUCAGUAUCGCCCAACCAAAAUACCUUUGACUUCAGUGAGGCCUUUUGAAUAUGCAGAGGUCGUGUUGAAGGAUGAAGCUGACAUUGAUCCCAAUGAUCAGAACUCAAUUCUUGAACAUUUGGAUAAAGUGGUCAAUAAUCUAAUAGAGAAAUCUAAUAGAAAGGCAGUUAGCAGAUCAGAGCUCAAGCUUCCAUUAGUUAGAGUGAAGGUUGAUUACUCUGGAUUUAUGACCAUAAAUCCUCAAAGAUUUGGGCAGAAGUAUGUGGGGAAGGUUGCAAAUCCUCAAGAUAUUCUUAUAUUCUCCAAGGCUUCUAGGAGGGGGCAGAGUCACGCUAAAAUUGAUGAUUCUGAGCGCCUUCGCCCAGAAGAGCUAAAUCAACAGAAUAUAGAAGCUUUAGUUGCUGAAAGUAAUCUGAAGAUGGAGAUUCUUCCGGUCAAUGAUUUGGAUGUUGCAUUGCACAAUUUUGUUAAUAAAGAUGACAAAAUGGCAUUCUAUUCUUGUGUGCAAUACAAUAUUCAAGAAACACGUAACAAACUUGCAAACGAUUCAGAUGCCACAAAGUUUGAAGAGGAAGAUAUAAUUCUUAAAGUUGGAGAAUGUUUGGAGGAACGUGUUAAGAAAAGGUCCGUGCACUCUAAGGAUGCUCUACAAUUCACAUCCAGUGCACAUUCCAUGGAGGAUUUUAGAAGUGCAACUGCUGCUGGAAUUGCAAGUGCAGUUUCUUUUAGUGAUGAAGAAGAAACAGAACAGGUAUCUGGCUCAAGGACCUCCGGUAGAAAACAGAAAGGGUCGAGGGUAGUUUCUAGAUCUUUAGCUGCUUCAGAAGCUGGAAAAGGUAAAACUUCUACAAGAGGAAGGGGCAGGGGCAGAGGCAGAGGCUCAAGUAACUUGAAGCAAACAACUCUUGAUGCAGCUCUUGGAUUUCGUCAGUCUCAAAGAUCUGCAUCUGUUGCUGCAACAGCUGCAGUUAGAAGUAUUGCUGAUGAGGACGAAAAUGUGGAUUCUGCUUCAAGUGAAGAUGCUGAGAAUAAUAGAAUCAAUGAGGUUGAGGACAGUUCGGAUGACGGUGGGAGCAUUCAAGGCAAAGGGCGCAAAAGAGGUGCUUCUAGGGGAAGAGGUAAAGCUGCUGCACCAUCAAAGCGGGGAAGGAAAUCAGAUAACUCAACCAUUCAAAGAAUGCUUAUGGGCAAGGAUGACGACGACGACGACGACGACGAUGAUGUGGCAAAGAGAUUAAACAAGUCUCAACCUCGGGUAGCGAGGAACUAUGGAGCUUUAAGAAGGUAAGGACAAUGAGGUUCAACUUCAACAUAUCCUAUUGCAAAUUCUGGUCAACCGAAUGGUUUGUUCUGGUCAGACGUUACGUAGACAUGGUAUGAUUCAUAUCUUAAGUACAAGUGAAGAACUUUAGGUACUCAAAAUUUUGGAAGCAUGGAACCAAGAAGUGUUCUUGUCUAUGAAAUUCUGCUAGACAUGGGAACAUGAGAGCUGCUAAACAUUUUGCUUAUUUUGAAUUUCAAGCAUCAAGUUCAUAUCUUUAGUGAUUUUUAAUUACCAUUUACUAUGUAUAUAUUGAAGUUUGUAUAGCACUUACUAACGAGUGAUCAUACAUGUUUUUUAACCGUUUCCUUAGUGAUAGAUUAAUUGUCGUGGGACUUAUUAACCACGUGAGAAUUUAUGUGGUGAAGUGAUGCUGAAACUUUGAUUGGAUUUGUGAUUUUCAUUAGUCUUAAA
Messenger RNA from Jatropha curcas, 2910 nucleotides. RefSeq names its product DNA repair and meiosis protein (Mre11) (gene MRE11). Gene Ontology annotation, cellular component: nucleus; Mre11 complex; site of double-strand break. The record is from RefSeq and is a predicted model, not a curated record. Gene Ontology annotation, molecular function: single-stranded DNA endonuclease activity; manganese ion binding; 3'-5'-DNA exonuclease activity. Gene Ontology annotation, biological process: mitochondrial double-strand break repair via homologous recombination; double-strand break repair via nonhomologous end joining; double-strand break repair via homologous recombination. NCBI's taxonomy places the organism in Eukaryota, Viridiplantae, Streptophyta, Magnoliopsida, Malpighiales, Euphorbiaceae.